AUGGCCUCGGAAACGCCAAUCUCCACUGUCUACGUGCAGAAUCUAGAGGAGAGGGUCAAGAUCGAGACAUUGACCGAGGCGUUAACAGCCAUCUUCUCCGAGUUUGGUUCCGUGGUCGACGUUGUGGCCAAGAAGAACCUCAACGCAAAAGGGCAAGCCUUCGUUGUCUUCGACCAUCCGGAUCAUGCCGCCACUGCCAUUGAUGAGGUCCAGGGUUUUGAGCUGUUCGGAAAGCCCAUGAGGCUCUCAAUGGCGCGGACAAGGAGCGACAAAACCGUCGAGAUGAAGAGUGACGCCAACACGUACGAGGCACACAAGCGGCAUCGUCAGGCCGAAAAGGACAAGCGUAGGGCUCUCGAGGCUGCCGACGGCCAAAGGCAGGCGAAGCGAGGAGCUGCCGCCACGCAAGAGACCCACGCCUCUCGGCUUGCCAAGCCCACGGGCUUAAAGUCGACUGGACCGAGCGCAACCAAUGCAGUCCCCGACGAAUAUCUCCCACCGAACAAGACUCUCUUCUUGCAAAACGUCCCCGACGAGUAUGACGUCGAGGCGCUGACGGCUGUUUUUGGCCGAUUUGAGGGCUUGCGGGAGAUUCGGCUUGUACCCGGCCGAAAGGGAAUUGCUUUUGUCGAGUACCAAGGCGAACAGGGCGCAAUCGCAGCCAAGGAGAACACAGCAGGAAUGACACUGGGCGACAAGACGGUCAAGGUUACGUAUCAACGACAGUAG
Molecule: messenger RNA, 729 nt
Organism: Purpureocillium lilacinum
Lineage: Eukaryota; Fungi; Ascomycota; Sordariomycetes; Hypocreales; Ophiocordycipitaceae
Biological process (GO): mRNA splicing, via spliceosome
Cellular component (GO): U1 snRNP
Molecular function (GO): U1 snRNA binding
Source: RefSeq, a predicted model, not a curated record